Molecule: messenger RNA, 3984 nt
Organism: Varroa destructor (honeybee mite)
Lineage: Eukaryota; Metazoa; Arthropoda; Arachnida; Mesostigmata; Varroidae
Product: tyrosine-protein kinase transmembrane receptor Ror-like
Biological process (GO): multicellular organism development; positive regulation of kinase activity; cell surface receptor protein tyrosine kinase signaling pathway
Cellular component (GO): plasma membrane; signaling receptor complex
Molecular function (GO): Wnt-protein binding; transmembrane receptor protein tyrosine kinase activity; ATP binding
Source: RefSeq, a predicted model, not a curated record
UGCCGAAGUGGCUGUACGACGGCAAGGGCAGCACGUUCGACACGCGCACUUCAUUCACAAACUGUACGGAAUGCGAUCGGAUGCUAGUUAAAUUCUGACCUAUCGUUGUACGACUCUGGAACGAAAUGCAGGGCGGGAUCUGAUUUGUCAGAGUCGACCACAGAGGUUCCGGGAUCUAUCAGCGACAUAGAUCUUGCUUGGUGAACGGUAAAAGUCCGUCGGAUUUCCAUGCAGUACGCCGUUUGUGCUCGGAAUCUCCAUAUCGAUUUAUAUCAUAUCUAUCAGAUCAUAUCUACUGAAUAAAUUACACAGCAGGAAUGACUGGUGCGUGCAAGUGAACGGUACGGUUAGCGGUGCAAUGUGCAUUGUGGUUACAUGGUGAUGUUUGUCCUAACCCAGCGUCUGAAUUCCGUGUAAAUAUCUUAUCUCGUUUCUGGCCAUCAAAUGGAAAAAUUACUUUGUAUUGUAGUUCAUUAAAGAAGCACAGAAAAAAAGGCAAAAUGAAGUAAAAAAUUUAGCAACACAGUGUUUUUGUCUACAAUAGUAUUGUCCAUAGGGGCAUAAUCAGAUUGUUAUUAUAUCAGUAUUAUUAUCAGCAUUUGCUGCCGCGCCUACUACAACUACUUCUGCAACAGCCAGUGUUCUGUUAUUACAUGGAUGUGCUGAUGUUAUUAUCUUUCGGAUAGUGCAUUGUGUGUGAAUUGUGCGUGUACACAAAGAUAAUAAUCGCUGACCGCGGAUAAUUAUUUGCUCCAUCGUGCUUCCGCGGCCGCCGGUGGCAUCGCUAAGAAGUGGCACCAGAGGGAGUGUUUCAAGCCCGAGGAAAAACUGGCAGACGCUUUUGUUCCUGUGAGCAAUUUACCCCGACAUCGAAAUUGCCACGUCUACUUCGUACUAUACACACACACCCUGCGAAGUCAUAACGUGAGCACCAUGCGUGGAUACUUCUACCAACUACCGAUUUUUCUAGUUCUAAUAGGUUUAUCGGCUUCAGUGCGCGCCGAGGAUACAUUUCAAGUGGAUGAAGACGAAAACGAAGAUAUCCAUCAUGAACCCAAUCGAUCGACAACGACGACACAAGACUUCGAACGGUGGACUUCAUCCGAUCGGGAAGAGCAUAUCCAGAGCACACCCCACUCGAAAAUGGAAUUUAAACUUCACAUCAAGAAACAACUUCAAAAUUAUACUAAAUCUAGCGGCGAGACGCUACGGCUUCGUUGUGAUUUUGGAGGAGUACCGAACAAUGCUAAGGUAAAGAUAACGUGGUUGAGGAACGAGGCUUCACUUGAGGAUUACGAAGACGAACGGAUUAUAAUUAAGAAUAUGGGGCAACAUGCGACACGAUUAAGGAUUUCCGAUCUCGCCUUUCUCGACAGUGGAUUUUACUCUUGCCGAGCAGAAAGCCUGGAGGGUUAUGGUACAGCUGAAUCGAGCAGUAUGGUGCAAAUUCGCCCAUCUCCAGACUACGAAGGGCGAAAGCAGCAAUUUUCCCCAGAAUUUCCAUAUCUGCCUCCAGGGGUUGGCAGCGGCAGUCCCCACGCCUUUCCAAAACAUCCUGGCCUCUCUCCAUUUCCACAAGGGUUCCCCAACAAAGGCUUCGAAGGAGAAGAGUUCCACCCUGAUGACCCAAACACGUUUAUGAGCGGUGGCAAAUGCGAAACAUAUCGAGGGACAGCUUGUGCGCAUUACCUUAUAAAUCAGACUGUGUAUGUUCGGCCUGGUUUAAGUAUGGCCUCUCUUGAAGAAAAACUCGCUGGGGUACUGACGGUCGUUCGAACUUCACGCGAUGUCACCCCCGAAUGCCUCAAAUUCGCUUUCCCCUCGCUCUGCAUGUUCGCUUUUCCGCCGUGCGAUAAGACAGUGCAUGAACACAAGCCUCGUAUGGUUUGCCGAGACGAAUGCGAAUUGCUGGAGGAUAAUAUAUGUCGUAUGGAGUAUUCGAUUGCCAAACGCCACCCAGUGAUCGGAAGAGCGAAUAUUUUACCUGAUUGUAAGAAGCUGCCUGAACGAAAUAGCCCUGAUGGAUUGAACUGCCUCGGCCUAGGAAUUCCGCUGCCGACGAUUAUUCAGUUGGAUGAAGAUCAACACUGCUAUGAGGGUAAUGGUGAGUCCUAUCGAGGCUCGGUCUCAAUGAGCAUUUCCGGGCAUCCCUGCCAACCCUGGCAUCACCAAAUCCUCUAUUCACGGGUGACCGCCCAUGAAGGCAUUCUCGGAGGACAUUCAUACUGCAGGAACCCUGAUGGGUCCAGAGUUGGACCAUGGUGCUUCACUGAAGUCGGUGGCAAAGAGGCUUGUAACAUCCCGAAAUGUGCGGAUUACAUGUGGCUCUACGUGGUUGUGCCGAGCGUGGCAGCUGUAGCUCUGAUAUCGCUUCUUGUCUCGGUAUUCUGCAUCAAGCGGCGCACGUCAUCCAAACCUCCUCCGUCCUCACUAGUUAAUAACUCGCUUCAGGCGCUUAAGGUAGCCAAGAAUGGAUCAGCGGCUCAGAGCAGAAUCAACACGAUGGAGCUGAACAAACUUUUGCCUAGAACUCAGGUGCGAGCACCCGAGUUUCCCCUGUCAUCGAUCAAGUUUAUCGAGGAAUUAGGCGAAGGAGCGUUCGGCAAGGUCUACCGUGGUUCAAUCAUAGGCUAUGAUUGGUUAGCAACGCAGCAGCCGACGGUGUUCAAUAAUCGCUUCCUGAAUGGCACGCCAAAUGGUGAACUGCCAGUAGCUGUCAAGACACUCAAAGAGAACGCAUCACAAAAGGUUCAAGAUGACUUCCAUCGUGAAGCCGGCCUUAUGGCUGAUCUUCAUCACCCGAACAUUGUCUGCCUGGUCGGCGUUGUGACCAGACAAGAGCCUAUGUGUCUGCUUUUUGAGUACAUGGAACAUGGCGACCUGCACGAGUACCUCAUUGCACAUUCUCCAACCCGAGCGGACUCGAUCAAUCAGACGUUGGAAUUCGCCGAUUUUCUCCAUAUCUGCCGUCAGAUCGCCGCUGGAAUGGAGUUUCUAGCAGCGCAUCACUAUGUGCAUCGCGAUUUGGCUGCACGUAACGUCCUUGUCGGUGAGAAUACGACUGUGAAGAUUUCGGACUUUGGACUAUCUCGCGACAUUUACUCGUCGGACUAUUAUCGAGUACAGGCGAAGAGCCUCCUGCCGGUUCGAUGGAUGCCGCCGGAGGCUAUCCUGUACGGCAAGUUUACAGCCGAAAGCGAUGUAUGGUCGUUUGGUGUCGUUAUGUGGGAGGUAUUCUCAUACGGCUGCCAACCGUAUUAUGGUUACAGCAAUCAAGAAGUUACCGAAAUGAUUCGGGCACGACAGCUACUGGCGUGUCCUGAGGAGUGCCCAUCCCACGUCUAUUCAAUGAUGGUGGAGUGUUGGCACGAGGUGUCCGCACGUCGGCCAUCAUUCUCUGAGCUUCAUAAUCGCCUCUGCACGUGGCAAACGAUGCAUUGUCGAAGCGUCAGCCAGGGUAGUAGGAGUCAGUCAUCUACCACCAACUCGACUAUGCUCAGCCAGCAGCGGAGAGCAAUGGACACAUCCAUGGACCGCUGUUCCACCCCAAACAGCCACGUCUACCAGCAUUUAAUACACGACCCUAAGGCCUAACAAUGGAAACCUUAAAUGUGGAUAAGUAGGAUGACACAAAGACACGCCACAAGUGUGAACCUAAGAGCAGGCGGACUACGCCCCAGUCUUGUAGAGAUACAGUGUGUCUAAAGACGAAAUGUCCACAAAUAUGACAUGAGUUGUGCACCAUAUAUAUAUAUAUAUAUAUAUAUAUAUAUAUAUAUAUAUAUAUAUAUAAGUAGAAAAGGCAGAUUGAAGGAGAGUAUUUUAUUGUUGAGUGGGUGGUGGAACAAGCCUGACGCCUCCGUUCAACAACAGUAUCAGCUACAAUAAGUUUACAUAGGCGAGUCAAUACUGACCAAUACAGACAGCAUCGCACUCUGCAUUACGCGUACAACCUGUACUGUCCCCCGAUUCACAAAAAAAAAA